GUCCGCGCGAGGGAAAGGAGAGACCCUGGUCGGGGGCGAGUCCCCCCUCCUUGGCGGCGAGGACGACCCCCGUGCCGGCCGGGAGCAGAGCUCCGAAGUAGAAGGGGGCGAUCCGUGCAGAGCCAGCGGGGGGCGGCCGCCCGCUGCCUCCGCCUCCGAGCACACUCUCAGCAGCACUUCGGGACUUUGGAGGCAGAGCGGAGGGGGUGAGCUCAUGGAGUAGGCGCCCUGCAUCCUCUCCGGUACUCACAGCAGCAGAGGACGCUCCGGGGAGAGAGGAGCGGCGGCCCCCGGCCUGUCGGGAGCGGCGAGAACUGCCCGCCCCGCCACUUCCUGGUGCCCAGACAGUGGAACAGGGCAGAGCCCGUCCGCGCAGCUCCCCCGCGGACAGAAGGAGCCCUCCACUCCCGAAACAGCCAGCUUGGGGGGGAGGGGGACUCCCCCAAGGGGGAGGAGACAACUCCUGGUUGGGAGAGGCUCCUCCCCUCCUCCCCAGCGUCACGGGCAGGGUGUGGGGGGUGUGCCACCUUCCCCAGGUAGGACCUCCUUCUCCUCCUCCCCCUCUCCCUCCCCCUCCCCACUCCGCUCCUCAUCCUCAGGGGACCCAGAUCCCCUCCCCAGCUUGGGAGGCUCCGCCAAGAACGGGAAGAGCCACCGAGGAGGAUGAGACUCUUCAGCUGCCUUUGAAGAGGGGGAUCCCUCCAACCCCAAACUCCAGGACCAGGUGGUUCCCUCCCUUUGCUGGGGGAACCUUGGAGACAGUACUGUAGUCUUCCUUAGACGCCCUGUGGAUGUGAUGGAGCCUGCCCUUUGGCUGCCUUUCCCAGUUUCUAUGGGUAUUUCCUUUCAGUCUUCCAGCACGCAGAGAAGAAUGUGGCCUGACUCAGGUUCUGCCCAAGCCCAGUGGCACGAGGCCCACCUGGAGAGAGAGGUCUGGGUAACUAGAACCCAGAAGAACCAUGGCUUCUGAUCUAGAGAGUAGCCUCACCUCCAUAGACUGGCUCCCCCAGCUGACCCUCCGAGCUACCAUUGAGAAGCUAGGGAGUGCUUCCCAGGCUGGGACUCCAGGGGGCAGCCGCAAGUGUCCACCAGGCUCACCCACAGAUCCCAAUGCCACCCUGAGCAAAGAUGAGGCAGCAGUCCACCAGGAUGGCAAACCACGAUACAGCUACGCCACCCUCAUCACCUAUGCCAUCAACUCCUCUCCAGCCAAGAAGAUGACCCUCAGCGAGAUUUACCGCUGGAUCUGUGAUAACUUCCCCUAUUACAAGAAUGCUGGCAUUGGUUGGAAGAAUUCAAUUCGGCACAACCUUUCUCUCAACAAGUGUUUCCGGAAGGUGCCCAGACCCCGGGAUGACCCUGGGAAGGGCUCUUAUUGGACCAUCGACACUUGUCCCGACAUCUCCCGGAAGAGGAGACACCCACCAGAUGAUGACCUAUCCCAGGACUCACCAGAACAGGAGGCAAGCAAGAGCCCUCGGGGAGGUGUUCCAGGGAGUGGAGAAGCCUCACUGCCUCCAGAAGGGAAUCCUCAGAUGUCACUGCAGAGCCCCGCAUCUAUCACCAGCUAUAGCCAGGGCCCAGGAUCUGUGGAUGGUGGAGCAGUGGCUGCAGGGGCUCCAGGCCGAGAAAGUGCUGAGGGUCCCCCUCCCUUGUAUAACACCAACCAUGACUUCAAAUUCUCCUACUCAGAGAUCAAUUUUCAGGAUCUGAGCUGGUCCUUCCGCAACCUCUACAAAUCCAUGCUGGAGAAGUCCUCUUCCUCCUCUCAGCAUGGCUUUUCCUCUCUCCUGGGGGACAUGCCACCCUCUAACAACUACUACAUGUACCAGCAGCAGCAGCCGCCUCCUCAGCAGCAGCAGCAGCAACAGCAGCAGCAGCAGCAGCCGCCACAGUCACAAUCCCAACAAUCACAGCCACAGCAGCAGCCGGCACCAGCCCAGGGCCCCUCAACUGUAGCGGGUGCUCCUCCACUGCACACCCCAAGCCCAGAUGGUUGUGCCCCACCAGGGGGGAAGCAGGCUGGUGCUGAAGGCUAUGGGCCUCCCUCUGUGAUGGCCAUGCAUCCACCCCCACUUCAGCAUGGAAGCUACCUCCCUCAUCAGCACCAUCCCCACACCCAUUCUGCCCAGCAGCCGCCGCCACCACAACCACAGGCACAAGGCCAGGCUCCUAUCAAUAGUACUGGUUUUGCCUUUCCUCCUGACUGGUGCUCCAAUAUUGACUCCUUAAAGGAAAGCUUCAAGAUGGUGAAUCGGCUCAAUUGGUCCAGCAUUGAGCAGUCACAGUUCUCAGAACUGAUGGAGAGUCUGCGACAGGCAGAGCAGAAAAACUGGAGCCUGGACCAGCAUCACAUUGCCAAUCUGUGCGACUCCCUCAACCACUUCCUUACUCAGACUGGUCACGUGCCCCCUCAGGGGGGUUCCCACCGGCCACCAGCCCCUGCCCGAAUUGCUGACUCCUGUGCCCUCACCAGUGGCAAACAAGAGCCAGCCCUAAACCAAGUGAACUCUUAUGGGCACCCACAAGCCCCCCACCUAUACCCUGGCCCAUCACCGAUGUAUCCAAUCCCCACCCAGGACUCGGCAGGAUACAAUCGCCCAGCACACCAUAUGGUCCCGCGACCGCCGGUUCCACAUCCUGGUGCCAACGAGGAGAUCCCUGAUGACUUCGACUGGGACUUGAUCACUUAGUGCAUCGCAGAGUGUGACUCUCAGCCCAGGGCUGGGUGGUGAAGCCUGGCAGUGGGGAAAGAGCAGCCCCAGCCCAUCCCUUCUCCCCUUGCCUGUGUACAGAUAUCCUAUAUAUCCUCUUGUUUUGUUCUUUCUCUGUCAGAGAAGUCACCGCAAGAUGCUGCCGAAGAUAACCCCUUUGUCCUGCCUCAUCCUUCCUCUUUCUUCUUGUUUUCCCCCUGAUUCUUUUAUUCUUAUUAUGUUACUAUUACGAUUAUUGGUUAUAUGCGGUCCCCGGUCUCCUAUCCCUAUACCAUCAACCAUGUGCACCCCUUGCUAAUUUAAAAUCAUCUGGCUGGAAAGGCGAGGCCAUGAUAGCUACA
Molecule: messenger RNA, 3055 nt
Organism: Myotis brandtii (Brandt's bat)
Lineage: Eukaryota; Metazoa; Chordata; Mammalia; Chiroptera; Vespertilionidae
Gene: FOXJ2
Product: forkhead box J2
Exons: 12
Coding region: 960-2693 (577 amino acids)
Biological process (GO): regulation of transcription by RNA polymerase II
Cellular component (GO): nucleus
Molecular function (GO): DNA-binding transcription factor activity, RNA polymerase II-specific; RNA polymerase II cis-regulatory region sequence-specific DNA binding
Source: RefSeq, a predicted model, not a curated record